This is a messenger RNA of Leptosia nina, 1668 nucleotides long. Lineage: Eukaryota; Metazoa; Arthropoda; Insecta; Lepidoptera; Pieridae. The record is from the annotation of a GenBank genome assembly.
AUGGAUGAUGAGGAAGCAGAUUUGCGCGAACAAAUAUUUCAUAAUAAUGUUCGGGAGCAAAUUAUAUUCCUGCUUUUGUUUAUACUGCUUUACCUCUUCUCGUUCAUGUUAAUUGAAAAAUUUCGACGGCGAGACAGCGAGGAUUAUUUUACAGCAGACGAAGAUGAGGUGAAGGUUUAUCGCAUCAGCUUGUGGCUCUGCACGUUUGCAUUGGCCGUGUCAUUGGGUUCAGCACUCUUGUUGCCUGUAUCAAUUGUCAGCAAUGAAGUGCUUAUUUUGUAUCCCAAAAGUUAUUAUGUCAAAUGGCUAAAUAGCUCUUUAAUACAGGGUUUAUGGAACCAUGUAUUUCUAUUUUCAAAUUUGUCAUUGUUUGUGUUCCUGCCAUUUGCCUACUUGUUUUCGGAAUCAACUGGAUUUCCUGGAUGCCGUGGGCUCAAAGGCAGGGUGUAUGAAACAUUCAUAGUUUUGAUUUUACUUGGAAUUGGCAUGCUGGGACUAGCAUAUGUAAUAUCUGCGUGGUUGAAGGGUGACCGUUCUGGCAUAGACGCAUUACUUAAUCUAUGGACGUACCUACCGUUUCUAUAUUCAUGUGUUUCAUUCGUCGGCGUAUUGAUGUUGUUAGUAUUUACGCCCCUGGGUUUCGUGAGACUUUUCGGUGUUGUUGGAGGCGUGCUCGUGAAACCGCAGUUCUUAAGAGAUCUGAAUGAAGAGUAUUACGUCUGCUCAUUUGAAGAGGACACAACGAGAAGACGCAUUAACAAUUCACUGGGUACAGGCGCCAGCUACAUAUCGCCGGAGCCGAUGUGUCCAGACCGGGGAGAUAUUUCGGCGCCUUUAAACCUCAGUACGUCUGAUGUCAAGGACAGUAAGAUUUUUCAAGCGGAUGGCAAAGAAAUACCCCUUCUGCGGCUCAGGAACGGUGCCUUACAAGUCGGUCUCAAUGAGAGAUUGCAGAGGAUUGUAACCAUGAGAAAGGAAGUCGAGAAUAAACGUAAAACAUCAUCGCUACAACGAAACGUGGUUUACCCGCUUGCAAUGUUGUUGCUAUUGGCCCUCACCACGAUAACCGUUCUAAUGGUGCUUCAGAAUACCCUGGAACUCCUCAUAGGGAUCAAAGCAUUGCCCUUGAGCACUCGACAAUUCACGUUAGGUAUCGCGUCUUUGUCGAAGCUCGGCUGGGCGGGUGCGACCCUUGAAGCCUUUCUAAUACUAUAUCUUCAUGCGGCAUCUCUCACCGGCCUGUGUACUCCGAUGCGAGCUCUGCGUGUUCUUCCUCGCGCAAGAAGAACUCCACUGACUCGUAUUAUAGCGUUGUGUGCUGUACUUCUAGUGCAUUCUACUGCACAGCCCUUACUAGUUAAGAUUCUUGGUAUAACAAACUUCGAUUUACUUGGUGAGUUCGGCCGUAUAGAAUGGUUGGGGAGCUUUAAACUAGUACUGCUUUACAACGCGAUAUUCGCAUCCACUGCCAGUCUAUGCCUCAUCAAUAAGUUCACGGCCAGUGUUCGUCGAGAACUGUACAACAGAGUCAAAUGGAUAAUUGACCUUUUUACAAUAACUGAGGAUGCACCACCAAGUUCAAGGAAUUCCAGACAUUCAACUGAGCGUUCUAUUACUGAAAAGACUGAAAUAUAUCCAGGUAAUUUAGAAAAAAGUAAAAUAUUGUAA